This is a messenger RNA of Esox lucius (northern pike), 1038 nucleotides long. It is a transcript of the gene ubl4a, whose product is annotated as ubiquitin like 4A. Gene Ontology annotation, molecular function: protein binding. Gene Ontology annotation, biological process: post-translational protein targeting to endoplasmic reticulum membrane. The record is from RefSeq and is marked provisional. NCBI's taxonomy places the organism in Eukaryota, Metazoa, Chordata, Actinopteri, Esociformes, Esocidae.
UGCGUAGUCAUGCUUGGGCCAUAGGAUAUUGAGUAACUAUAGGUAGUAUAUAACACAUUUGUUUGGCAAAACAACAAACCUGGAUAAUAAAUUUAACCAUAUAUCAUAACAUAGAAUCGUUCUUAUUUACACAAUAAAUACAAUGAUUCUAACUGUAAAACCACUUCAAGGAAAGGAGUGCAACGUACAGGUCACAGAAGAUGAAAAAGUUUCCACGGUGAAAGAACUGGUGUCUGAACGUCUGAAUAUACCACCAAAUCAGCAGCGAUUGCUUUACAAAGGGAAAGCCCUUGCAGAUGAACACCGACUGAGUGAUUAUUCCAUUGGUCCAGAGGCCAAGUUGAACUUGGUGGUUCGUCCAGCAGGCGAAAGGAGUGGAGUUACCGGAAUGGCUAGCAGUAACAGUGCUGUUGGUGGGGUGUGGCAGACUUUGUCCACCGUCCUGGCAAAACAUUUCAGCCCUGCAGACGCAGCUAAAGUUCAAGAACAGCUAAUCAAGGAUUAUGAACGUUCACUUCGACAGCUCAGUCUGGAUGAUAUUGAGCGUCUUGCUGUGAGACUUCUUCACCCGGACAGUGAGGGCAUGGACACAUCGUACUUGGAUUGAGAACCUGCCUUUCCUACCUGACAGUAUUCUGACGAUUCCCAAAAGGGAAGUGGGUCUAUUUUUAAAGAGCAAGUUAGGGGAGAUGGAGCGUUGACUUUUCAUGAUGGCAUUGCUCACUGGAGAUAAAUUGAAUUGUUGGUGGUGGUCUUAACUACAUAGCUUCCAGAUUGAUGACUUAAUUUUCUUCAGUUUUGCUCAAUAAAUAAUAGGAUAUUUUCUCUGAUAAAAUCAGACAAACCAACGUGCGAGUUAUCUGUGGCUGCUACAUCAAAUUACAAAAAUUAUGGAAGUUCACAUUAACCAACAAUGUGUUGAAAAUUAUUGAUUGUGAGUGAUGCCUGUCUCUUUUAGUUACUGUUGAUUAAUUCAGCCAUUGUAUGAUUUGUAAAUAUUGUGUUUAUACAAACAUUAACAAGCAUUAAAAAAAAAAA